UUUGAUUAGCGCUCUGCUUUGAUAUUUUACCUUUGUCUAUGGUUAUACUUUAUAGUUCAACCAACGAAGCCGAUAGCGAAGCAUUUUUGCUUGGAUUUAGAUAUUUCAUAGUAUAAAAGCUAAAUUGUUUUGUUUUGGUGACCAUAUUGUUAGUAAAUUCCUAAUUUUUAAACAAAUAGGAAUAUUGAUUUAGUUAGUAAGUCUGUAGAGUGUAGGGUACUGUCGACCCUCGUGAUUUAACUUUACAGCUUCAAGAAAAAUAAAACAAAAUGUCGAUGGAUAUUCGUCCAAAUCACACAAUAUACAUAAAUAAUCUUAACGAAAAAAUAAAAAAAGAUGAGUUGAAGAAAUCACUUUAUGCUAUUUUUUCUCAAUUUGGACAAAUAUUGGAUAUUGUGGCAUUAAAAACUUUGAAAAUGAGAGGGCAAGCAUUUGUGAUAUUCAAGGAAAUAUCUAGUGCCACAGUAGCUUUAAGAAGUAUGCAAGGAUUCCCAUUUUAUGACAAACCAAUGAGAAUCCAGUACUCAAAAACUGAUAGUGAUGUUAUAGCUAAAAUAAAAGGCACCUUCCAAGAAAGACCAAAACGUCCCAAACUACCCAAAGGAACAGAUGAUAGUAGGAAGAAGAAAGCCAAGGAUGCUGGAAGACCUGGUGCUGUGCAUGGUGCUGGAGCUCCUGGCGUCCUUAACAAUGUCAAUGUGGAACAGCCUCCUAACCAAAUCCUGUUCCUCACAAAUCUACCUGAUGAAACAUCAGAGAUGAUGUUGUCUAUGUUAUUCAACCAGUUCCCUGGUUUCAAAGAAGUUCGUCUUGUACCAAACAGACACGACAUUGCUUUCGUCGAGUUUGGUAAUGAGAUGCAAUCGGCGGCAGCGAAAGAAGCGUUACAAGGGUUCAAGAUAACACCGACACAUGCAAUGAAGAUAACAUUUGCUAAAAAAUAAGAUUUAAUGUAGAAUAUUUCUUUAUGUAUUAAUAAAGUUUAAGACUAAGAGGACUGUUUUGAGCAUUGCACUUAGCCUAAACAGCCCUCCGGCUGGCUGUGAUACUAAAUUUAAGCCUGAA
Messenger RNA from Manduca sexta (tobacco hornworm), 1065 nucleotides. It is a transcript of the gene snf, whose product is annotated as U1 small nuclear ribonucleoprotein A. The record is from RefSeq and is a predicted model, not a curated record. The transcript has 4 exons. Lineage: Eukaryota; Metazoa; Arthropoda; Insecta; Lepidoptera; Sphingidae. The coding region runs from base 270 to 944 and encodes 224 amino acids. Gene Ontology annotation, cellular component: U1 snRNP. Gene Ontology annotation, molecular function: U1 snRNA binding. Gene Ontology annotation, biological process: mRNA splicing, via spliceosome.